AGUAGUUCCAGGAUGUUCCAGGAUGUUCCCAUCCAGCCGAAGGGGCACUCUGGUCGCAAAAGCCGCCUGGUGACCAAAGACGGGCGCUGCAACAUCCAGUUCGGCAACGUGGAGUCGGGAAACCACUUGGCCUACCUGGUGGACAUGUGGACCACCUUCGUGGAGAUUCGCUGGCGCUUCGUGCUGCUUCUGUUCGUGGCGUCCUUCACGGGGAGCUGGUUCAUCUUCAGCCUGCUGUGGUACUGGAUCGCCAGGAGCAACGGCGACAUGUCGGCGCGCAAUCGCACCGACGGUCACGUCAUGUGCAUCGCCAACGUCAACAGUCUGACCACGGCCUUCCUCUACUCGCUGGAGACGCAGACCACCAUCGGCUACGGCGGCCGAGCCCCGACCGGGCAGUGCGGCGGGACGGUGGCCAUCCUCAUCCUCCAGUCGAUGGCGGGCGUCUUCAUCAACAGCUUCAUGUGCGGAGUCAUCCUGGCCAAAAUCUCUCUACCCAAGAGGCGAGCCAAGACGGUGAGCUUCAGCGACACGGCCGUCAUCUGCCUGAAGAACGACAAACUCUGCCUCCUGAUCCGCGUCGCCAACCUCCGCAAGACGCUCCUGAUCGGGAGCCAGAUCUACGGAAAGCUUAUGAAGACCACCACCACCCCGGACGGCGAGACCCUGAUCCUGGACCAGCUGGACAUCCACUUCACGGUGGACGCCGGGAAGGAUAACCUGUUCUUCGUUUGCCCGCUAACGCUCUACCACAUGAUCAACCGGGCCAGCCCCUUCUACGAGAUCUCCGCUGACACGCUGCCCCAGCAGGACUUCGAGCUGGUGGUCUUCCUGGACGGCACGGCCGAGUCCACCAGCUCCUCAUGCCAGGUGCGGACCUCCUACAUUCCCCAGGAGAUCCAGUGGGGGCGUAACUUCCUGCCCAUCAUCUCGCGAACCAAGACGGGCAAGUACUGCGUGGAUUUCUCCAACUUUUCCAAAAGCGUGCGGGUGGCCACGCCGCACUGCGCCCAGUGCUUUGAGGGCACCGUGGAUACCAGGCACCGGAACCAACACGAGAAGAAAGACUCUCAGAAGAAGUUGGGCAUCCACAACUUGGCUUUCCAAGUCACUGACAUUCACGACGUCAUGGAUGUCACCAAGAUGUGA
Messenger RNA from Phycodurus eques (leafy seadragon), 1149 nucleotides. RefSeq names its product ATP-sensitive inward rectifier potassium channel 1-like. The coding region runs from base 13 to 1149 and encodes 378 amino acids. Gene Ontology annotation, cellular component: plasma membrane. Lineage: Eukaryota; Metazoa; Chordata; Actinopteri; Syngnathiformes; Syngnathidae. Gene Ontology annotation, biological process: regulation of monoatomic ion transmembrane transport; potassium ion import across plasma membrane. The record is from RefSeq and is a predicted model, not a curated record. Gene Ontology annotation, molecular function: ATP-activated inward rectifier potassium channel activity. The transcript has a single exon.